Messenger RNA from Penicillium nucicola, 216 nucleotides. RefSeq lists its product as uncharacterized. NCBI's taxonomy places the organism in Eukaryota, Fungi, Ascomycota, Eurotiomycetes, Eurotiales, Aspergillaceae. Gene Ontology annotation, molecular function: endopeptidase inhibitor activity. Gene Ontology annotation, biological process: vacuole fusion, non-autophagic. The transcript has 4 exons. The record is from RefSeq and is a predicted model, not a curated record. The coding region runs from base 1 to 216 and encodes 71 amino acids.
AUGCCUUCUUAUAUCGUUACAUGCAAAAAGGAUGCCUCCGACGCGGAGGUGCAGGACGCCAAGCAGCAUGCCAUCGACCAGGGAGGAAAGAUCGGUCACGAGUACAGCUUGAUCAAGGGCUUCGCUGUUUCCUUCGACGACGAUGCCGUCAACACCCUCGAGUCGCACCCUCACGUUGAGAACGUCGAGGCAGAUAGCGAGGUCAAGACGCAGUAA